Messenger RNA from Nelumbo nucifera (sacred lotus), 3427 nucleotides. RefSeq names its product Calcium-dependent lipid-binding (CaLB domain) family protein (gene NTMC2T6.2). The record is from RefSeq and is a predicted model, not a curated record. Gene Ontology annotation, molecular function: lipid binding. NCBI's taxonomy places the organism in Eukaryota, Viridiplantae, Streptophyta, Magnoliopsida, Proteales, Nelumbonaceae.
CUACGGUUAUAACUCGUAUGCCAGUCAUCUCAAUAAACGUGAAUUGAGAUCUGCUACUUACAAACCGCUUCUGACACCGACCUCACAGUCACAUUUCACCCUGCGUAAGUGAAUUGAAUCAGUCGCACGCGGGACCAUCUGCGUGAACUCGAAAGGCGAAUCGGCGAAAAGGAGGACCUUGAUUCAAUUCAUACUUUUCUUACUCUUCCGGUCAGUGUGGUUGUGCCCCGUCGCCGGCCGGAACAUUGUCCAAUUUUCGGUGGAAAACGACGUCCGUAGGUGUUGGUUUUGGAGAUAGAAUCGUUGGUUACAACUUUGAAGGACUUAUGGGUAUUUGUUUUCCGGGUUUGAGAAAUCAGAAAUCUUUGAGGUCUUUUUCUUUGGCAUUUGUUGACCGUGGUGUGAAAUUUGCUCCGUUUGGUUGUGGUUUUGGAGAUUGUUCUGACGCGUCUUUUUGCUAGACAAGAAAGUCGACGGAAUUCUGGGUUUUCUUCGUCUUGAGGAAUCUGACACGUCGAAGUCGUGAGGUUUGACUGGUUUUUUGUUGUUUAAUGACAUGAAGCGAUUGGGAAGUGUGAUAGGUAGCGCGUGUUAACUGUUAAGUGCCUUGAUUACUUGAUAAUACAUGAUGGUUCUCCUUUCUGAAGGGUAUAAUUUGAAGUUUGAUGUGGAAACUAAUGUGUUUGGUACAUCUGAUUGAUGGUAAUUGUAUGGGAACUGAGAAAUUGAGUGUUGGAAACGGGUUUUGGUGAAAGAUAUUUGGGAUUCAAGCUGGUUAUGUUUGUAUCUGAUACGAGUCCUGUUUGAUGAAAGAACGGUUACUGGGUUUUGGUAGUCGAAAUCGAGGAUGGCUAUAACGGAUGUCUCAAUCAUACACCAUGUUGCCAUUGUGCUCACUUUGCUUUGGACCUUAUCUUCUUUUAACAUCUGCCACCCUGCGGUUUACUUCAUAUCUUUAAUCUAUCUCUAUGAGGUUCAUGAACAUUAUAGCAUGAGGUUGCGAAAGAAGUUGCAGUUUGAGGAAAGAAAACAAGCAAAUCAGAGAAGGGUACUUUCUGAUUCAGAGACAGUGCGGUGGUUAAACCAUGCAAUAGAGAAGAUUUGGCCUAUAUGCAUGGAACACAUUGUAUCACAGAAGUUUCUUCUUCCAAUAAUUCCUUGGUUUUUAGAGAAGUACAAACCAUGGACUGCUAAGAAAGCAGUUAUUCAGCACCUAUAUAUGGGAAGGACGGCUCCAAUGUUUACAGACAUAAGGGUCCUUCGUCAUUCAACUGAUGAUGACCACCUGGUUCUGGAGUUGGGAUUGAAUUUUCUUUCAGCAGAUGACAUGAGUGCAAUAAUUGCUGUAAAGCUAAGAAACAGACUAGGAUUUGGCAUGUGGACAAAAUUGCACAUGACAAGCAUGCAUGUUGAAGGGAAGGUUUUGAUUGGUGUGAAGUUCCUCCGUGAAUGGCCUUUCCUUGGGCGUCUUCGGUUAUGCUUUGUUGAGCCACCAUACUUCCAGAUGACAGUAAAACCCAUCUUCAAUCAUGGAGUUGAUGUUGCAGAACUUCCAGGAAUUGCAGGAUGGUUGGAUAAGCUUCUAGCUAUUGCAUUCCAACAGACACUUGUGGAGCCCAACAUGUUGGUCGUUGAUGUGGAAAAGUUUGUCUCAGCACCAACAGAUGCUUGGUUUUCUGUACGUGGGAAAGAAGCUAUUGCUUAUGCAAAAGUGGAAAUUGUGGAAGGAGCUGACAUGAAACCUUCUGAUCUAAAUGGAUUGUCUGAUCCAUAUGUGAAAGGGCAGCUUGGUCCUUACAGAUUCCAGACAAAAAUUCAGAAGAAAACUCUUGCUCCAAAGUGGCAGGAGGAAUUCAAGAUACCCAUUUGUACAUGGGAGUCACCUAAUGUACUAAUUCUUGAAGUUCGUGACAAAGAUCACUUGUUUGAUGAUAACCUUGGGGACUGUUCCAUAAACAUUACUGAUCUAAGAGGAGGGCAGAGGCAUGACAUGUGGUUACCACUUCAGAACAUUAAAACGGGAAGGGUGCAUCUAGCAGUAACUGUACUUGAUGCUAAUAAUGAGGCAAAAUUUGCGCAGAUGGAAGAAAUUCUAUGCAAGGAGGAAUCAUCAACCAAGAGAGAGGAUAUGAACCUAGAGCCAAGUGUAACUGCUGAGGAAAGCUCCGAUUCAACUCUAAUAUUGGAACAGAACCCAAAAGUGGCAGAUAAAUUUGAACCCAUUGACAUUGAAGGACAAAAGCAUACAGGAGUAUGGGUUCAUCACCCAGGAAGUGAUGUUUCACGAACUUGGGAGCCCAGAAAAGGAAAGGGUAGACAAGCUGAUACCCUAAUAUAUGGAGAGGGUAAUCUCUUCAUUGACAGCUUGCAGUCAGGAGCAGGUUUAUCCAUUGAUGAUGAUAGCAGCAAUGAUGAGAAUCUAGAGGGAAAAAAACAAAAUCCGCUUAACAAAUUUAGGAAGAGCCUGCAGAAAAUUGGUUCAGCAUUUCACAGAAGCCCUAAAACAGAAGAUCCUGUUGACAUCAAAGAAACAAUUCCCUCACAAAGUGUCAACAGCCAAGCAGUGAAUGAGAAGACAACAGCUUUGAUGUUUAUAGUUGAUGAUAAUAUUUGUACUGCAGCUGUCCAAGACCCAAAAGCAGAAGGGGUGAACUUCAGCCCCGAGAAGAAUGGUCCAGAAAGUCCAGACAAGGGAAACAUUAAAGGCAUGGCAAAGAGCAUUCUGAAGCAUGCUGGAAGGUCUGCUCAUGGCCUGAAACAUGCACUUUCAAGAAAAGGUUCAAGCAAGUCUAAGGGGGAUUCUUUAUUAGCAUCAACUGAAAAGGGCACAUCGUCACCCUCAACUGAGAACCCUUGGGUAGUCGACUCAUCUGAUGGGGAAUCUGUAUCCUCAUCAAAGGGUUUCACUCAAGUUGUGAAGGGGAUCCCAAUUGACUCUCCUCUGAUAAAUAAGCAUGUCACAGAAUCCCCCAAGUCCGAGGAACAAAAUGUCCAGACGAGCUUGUAUGAUUCUUCAAAGAAUAUGGAGGAGGCUUCCAGAGGUGUGGCAACACAAAGCAAUAUUGUGUGCACUGAUGUACAUGGUGAAGGAGAACCCUUGGGCACAAAGCUCACAGAGGAGUAUUUAGCCACAGAACAGCAAUAGGAUUUUCUUGGAAAGUUAAUAAUUACUUAAAAUUACCUUCAGUUAAUCAAAAAACUAAAGAAGAAUAUGAUGGCAAAGCAUUUAUUGGUUGGGUUUUGUCUGCGCUGCUUCAACUUCUCUUGUUUAAAUUGUAUUUUCACUUCACAUAGAAACUCAGAACUGAACAUGGUGAAUAUUGUCUCAUAUUUGUUAGGAUUUGUUGAUUUCUGGGAAUAUACUUGGGUUCUUGUAUGUACAUUUGUAAUAUUGAGGAAUACUGCCAUUGAGAUCAAUUUUGUAAAA